Molecule: messenger RNA, 465 nt
Organism: Microbotryum saponariae
Lineage: Eukaryota; Fungi; Basidiomycota; Microbotryomycetes; Microbotryales; Microbotryaceae
Source: the annotation of a GenBank genome assembly
AUGCCGACCCUCUUGUGCACCGGUUGCUCGUCCGGUCUCGGUCUUCAAGCUCUUCGACACUUGUACAGCCAUGUCCCUUCUUCUACCUCUCCUGCGGCCCCAAGCUGGCGACUCAUCAUCGGGGCUCGCGACGUCGCGGCGACCCAAGCCAGGUUGGCAACCAUCGUGCCUGCUCAGAUUCCGAAGCCCCACGUCCUACACCUCGAUCUCGAGUCGUUCGAGAGUGUGAGAACCUUCAGUGAUCAAGUCAGGCUGCUUGUAGAGGGGAGUGGAGCGGAAUCUACUCCAGAAGCUUCACGAGCACGGACCGACGCGCCGGAUUGGCACGAAGGGGGCAUCCAGUGCAUCCUUCUCAAUGCCGGCGUCUACACCGCCAAGUUUGAGCCACUCCAAGGUGGAUGGUGCAAAGAAGCGAUCGUCAAUACAUUCGGUCAAUCGCGAAACGGCUCUGCUGACCAGGCGUAG